This is a messenger RNA of Aspergillus thermomutatus, 1809 nucleotides long. Its product is annotated as anion exchange family protein. The transcript has 4 exons. Gene Ontology annotation, biological process: monoatomic ion homeostasis; borate transport; monoatomic anion transport. Gene Ontology annotation, cellular component: plasma membrane. Gene Ontology annotation, molecular function: solute:inorganic anion antiporter activity. Lineage: Eukaryota; Fungi; Ascomycota; Eurotiomycetes; Eurotiales; Aspergillaceae. The record is from RefSeq and is a predicted model, not a curated record. The coding region runs from base 1 to 1809 and encodes 602 amino acids.
AUGUCGUUCGACCAGCCUCUGACAAGAGAGAAAUCGUGGCUCUCCUAUACAUACGAGGACCGCGAAGGAUGGAAAUCAAUCCGUGCUCUCUGUCUCUUUCGGGGCAUGUAUCACGACGUCCGUCGUCGACUGCCCUACUACUGGAGUGAUAUUCGAGAUGCCUGGACAUAUCGCGUCGUCUCAAGUACUAUCCGGAUGUACUUUGUCAACAUGCUUCCUGCCGUUGCAUACACACUGGACAUGUACCGACGCACUGGCGAAUUCUACGGCAUCAACGAGGCCCUCUUCUCAUCUGCUAUGGCGGCAAUGAUCUUCAGUGUCUUGGGAGCACAGCCUCUGACCAUCGUCGGUAUUACUGGUUUGAUCUCGCUGUUCAACUACACCAUCUACGAUAUCGUGACCAUCUACGAACCGGCCAUCUACCCGAAUUUCAUGUGCUGGACCGCCAUCUGGGCCGCUAUCUUCCACUGGCUUGUGGCUGUCUGCAACCUGUGUGACUACAUGCGCUAUGUGACGGACUUUUCGUCCGAGUCGUUUGGCGCCUAUGUCGGCAUUAUCUACUGCAUCAAGGGCGUCGAGGAACUAGUGAACGAGUUUACGACGCAGGGCAACACGGCUGGGUUCAUGAGCACUAUGAUUGCCAUCCUAUACUUUCUCACCAUCUACGGUCUGGAACGGCUUGGGUCCAGUACCGUCUGGAAACCGUGGUUCAGGGGUCUACUGGCUGACUACGCAUAUGUGAUUGGGACCAUCUUCUGGGUAGGAUUCUCGCACAUACCCGGUAAUCUCAAAGCCACCAACAUCUCCUUCGUCCCCAUCACGCGGGCCUUCUACCCUACACAGCCGCGCGGCUGGCUCAUCCAUUUCUGGGAACUCGAUGCCAAAUGGGUAUUCGCGGCACUACCCUUCGGGUUCCUGGUGAUGCUCCUCUUCUACUAUGACCACGUACGACCUCUCCACCCCCCUUCAACAGAUACAGCACUAACCCAAGAAAAGAACGUAAGCAGCCUAACCGCCCAGGCCAGACAGUUCCCCCUCAAGAAACCCGCCGGUUUCCACUGGGACUUCUUCCUCCUGGGCUGCACCACCUUCCUCGCAGGUAUCACAGGCAUCCCCAUGCCAAACGGCCUAGUGCCCCAGGCCCCCGUCCACACCGACUCCCUAACCAUCUACGAAACCUCCCUCCGCACCAUCUCGACCGCCGAAGGCGAGGGCGCCGAGAUCCGCCGCCCCAUCGUAACCGCCACCGCCGUCGUCGAGCAACGCCUCUCCCAUUUCCUCAUGGGCCUGCUCAUCGUCGGCACGAUGACGGGCCCGCUGCUGAUCGUCCUGCACACGAUGCCCGCCGCCGUCUUCGCGGGCGUCUUCUUCACCGUCGGCUGGGGAUCCAUCGAGUCGAACGGCAUCCUCCAGAAAAUGGUCUUCCUCGCGCGCGAGAACAGAUUCAUCCAGCGCGGUGAGCCGCUGCUGACCGUGCGCAGGCGCAAGAUCGCGCUGUAUAUCGUCUGCCAGGCGGUGGGUGUCGCGGCGACGGUGGCGAUCUCGCAGACCAUUGCGGCGAUUGGGUUCCCGAUUCUGAUUAUUGCGUUGAUUCCGUUUCGGGUGUGGGUUAUGCCGAGGUGGUUCAGCGUGGAGGAGCUGGACGUCAUGGAUGAUUUGACGGCGGAUAAUAGUGCCGUGUUGGCGAGUCUGGGGGGUCCGCCGCGGUUUCCGGGACAGCCUGAUAACGAGAGGUUUGGGCUGGAGCGUCGCUAUUCGGAGCAGAGGUUUGGGUCGACGAGGCAGAGGGCGGGAAGUAUCCAUCGUUAG